Molecule: messenger RNA, 2721 nt
Organism: Leptopilina boulardi
Lineage: Eukaryota; Metazoa; Arthropoda; Insecta; Hymenoptera; Figitidae
Gene: Grip91
Product: gamma-tubulin complex component 3
Exons: 10
Coding region: 175-2652 (825 amino acids)
Biological process (GO): meiotic cell cycle; mitotic cell cycle; cytoplasmic microtubule organization
Cellular component (GO): spindle pole; gamma-tubulin small complex; centrosome
Molecular function (GO): microtubule minus-end binding; gamma-tubulin binding
Source: RefSeq, a predicted model, not a curated record
UUUGACAGUUGGUCACUGUAUUGUUUGAAGAAAGCUCCAAAAUUCCAAAUUCAUGGAAAAUUGUCUAAUGCAAAAAAAUCUUUUUUUUUUUAUUUUGUUUUCCAUUGCAGGUGGUUUAGUGACAUAUAGUGUUUACAUUUUCAACAGUGUAUUAGAAUAAUAAAAAUAAAUGCAAUGGAAUCAGAGACAAUUAGUGAUUUGGUGCAAAAAAUGGUUAUAUCCCUUUGUGGAGAGCAAAAACCAGAUGUUGUAAGAAGAUUUUUGAGAUUCUCAUUGGGCGUACUUUCAUCAACACAAGGAGUGGAAACAGUACGUGAGGAUGAAAUAACAAUUGCUUCUCAAAUAAGAGGGAAAUUAUCUGCAAAAGAUGCUGUACAAUUUGAUAAAUUGCACAAUGAUUUAAAAGAUGGGCCAUUGAAAAAUCGACUGAACGUGUUGAUUUUUCUUCUUAAUUUAUGCCAAUCAGGAGAGCAAAUGAAAGAAAAAGUUUUCUCCUUUCCCGAAAUGAGAUUGGGUCUAAACUUGCCAAUUGCAUCGACAAGUGCACAUUCUUCGCAAUCUUCUUGUUCUCAAGGAUUAAUUGUUCCAUUGGGAAGUGCAGAUACAAAUUUUCGAUGUCUAACGUCAAAUAUAAGUCGAAUUUUCAAUGAGGAUUGUAUUUCUGAAGAUAUUUUAGUUCAAGAUUUGAUUUAUUCAUUCCAAGGUAUUGAGGGAAAAGUAUUGAAACUCGAUUCAAAUUUUGGUUUUCAAAUUGAUCCACUUGCAAAAGUUAAUAGAUCACAAAAACAAGCACUCUUGAGAUUAAGUGAACUUGGUUAUUUACAUAAUGUUGUGAGACGAGGAUUGGAACGAAUGACCAAAAGUGGAAGUGGACGAGUUGUUGAUAGUUUUGUUGCUACAAUUCAUAAAGAAUUGUCAGAAUAUUAUAGAUUUAUUGCCAUAAUACAAGAGGAAGUUAAUAGAGGGCACAGUUCUUUGGGUCUCGAAGGUGUAACACUGUCACAUCUUCAUCUUUGGGCAUUUGAUCCUCUACAAACUCUAAAACGUCUCGCGAGCAUUGUGAAUGUUUGUCAAAGUCAAAAAGGUGGUGCUUUAGCUUCGGCAGUUUAUGAAUUUAAUCAUCAUGGUGACACUGGUGUUAAGACUCUUGUAAAGAGAAUAUUAGAAAGUGUUUGUCAUCCACUUUAUAAUAUGUUGAUGCGAUGGAUUACUGAUGGUGAAUUGGAUGAUCCAUAUCAAGAAUUUUUCAUUGAAGCAAGAGCAGAUGUUGCCGGCGAUAGAAUGUGGCAUGAAAAAUAUCAAGUGAGAAAUGCAAUGGUGCCAACGUUUAUCACUAAAUCGCAGGCAAAAAAAAUUCUUGGCACUGGAAAGAGUAUCAAUUUUUUGAGAGAAGUUUGCAAAGAUUUUACUCCACUCAAGGGAAGAGAUAUGGAAGCAUUCAGUGAGGAAAACGAAAAAUAUGUUGAAGCUUUUUUCGAUAUGGAUCCCGAUGGACAGUUACAAACAAUGAUGGAUGCAGCAUACAAAGAAACUUCCACGAGAGUUGUUGAGAUAUUGACAAAACAAUAUCAUCUUAUGGAUCAUUUACAGGGUAUAAAAGGCUAUUUGUUACUUGGUCAAGGACAUUUUGUUCAGCACUUGAUGCAUUUGAUAGAACCUGAAUUGGCGAAACCAGCAAAUUCUCUUUAUCCACACAAUUUAUCAUCAAUUUUGGAAACAGCUCUUCGUGCAACAAGUACAAAAUUAGAGGACGCUGAUGUACAAAGACGACUUGAUGUUCGAUUAUUGACAUCGUCGGAAAAUGAAACCGGUUGGGAUGUCUUUGCACUUGAUUACAAUUUCGAUGAACCGAUUGGAACGAUUUUGGAACCAUGCCGACAAACGUAUCAAACAGUAUUUUUUUUACUUUGGCGUGCAAAACGAAUGGAGACAAUUUUAUCGGCAAUUUGGAAACAGCAAAUAACAUCUGCGAAAAUAUUUAGAAAAAUGCCCGAAGUAUUGCCAAUUCAAAAUCAUAUUCAUCUUAUAACAAGUAGUAUGGUGCAUUUGGUUCAUCAGAUGCAAUAUUAUUUUCUUUUUGAAGUCAUUGAAUGUUCAUGGGAUGUUUUUACAACACAAUUAGGACAAGCAUCGUCUCUUGAUGAAAUAAUUGCAGCUCAUAAUCAUUUUGUCGAUUCAGUGAGAAGGGGAACACUUUUAGAUGAAAAUUCACGGGAAUUAAGAGAUCAUUUACGAUCAGUGUACAGUCCAAUUCUUGAUUUACAAAAUUUGGAAGAUACUUUUUUAACACGUGCAAUGCAAGAAUAUGAAGCAAGAUUGAAAUCGGAAAAAAAUAUUGUCAAUACACAUGAACAACUUAAUAAAUGGGGACGAUCGCUUAAUACAGAUGCAGAAAAUAUAGAACGACAAAAUGCAUUUAAUAAAUAUCUUUCAACGCUUUCACGUCAAUUAAAAGUUCUCUCUGCAACUUAUCAAGAUCGUGUGAAAAAGUUUCUCCUAAUGUUGGCGUCAGCAGAAAAUGUUUCCCUUCAACUUUUAAGCGUUCGAUUGGAUUUCAAUGAAUAUUACAAAAGCAAAGACAGUCGUUUAGUUGCUCCUUUAACGUAUCAACAUCGACGGCAAAGCGAUCAAUCAUUUCUCUCUUGCAAGUGACAGUCGUUAAAAUUUCAUAAAAUUAUUUUUAAAAAUAAUUCAAUUUCAAAUAAAAUUAAUUUUAACAAA